Metopolophium dirhodum (rose-grain aphid) is the source of this 1295-nucleotide messenger RNA. RefSeq names its product protein PFC0760c-like. The record is from RefSeq and is a predicted model, not a curated record. The transcript is spliced from 9 exons. The coding region runs from base 478 to 1017 and encodes 179 amino acids. Lineage: Eukaryota; Metazoa; Arthropoda; Insecta; Hemiptera; Aphididae.
UGACUCUUGACCGUUCGGUUUCUGUGUUUUUUUUAAAUUUUGUGCAAUAAGAAGCAAUCUAGAUUUAUGUCAGCUCAUCAAUUUCAUUAGCGCCCAGCAGUAUCUAUACAUCAGAGCUUUGUUGCAUGCCUUUUGUAUUUAUAUCGUAAGUAUAUCAUGGGUUGAUGGGAAGUUGUCUAUUUUCUUAAAGAUAAUAGUAUAGAAGCAGUGCCUGAUAAAUGGGUCAAAAAAGAUCUUUGUGCUUGGCCGAAAUCAUCAAAAAAUAUAAAAAAAGUUAAUUAAAAACCGAUACAAGCCAAAUAAAACAGAUUUUUUUUAUUAUCCAGCACGUAUCUUGGGAACAAAAAACUGCAACAUUAGCUGAAGCACAAGCCAAACUCUCAAGAGCAACUACAAAUUCGGACUUGUCUACUACAACAGAAGAUGAGGUAAAAAAAAAAAAAGAAAACAUUUAAUUCAUCUGCAGGAUUAGUUGACAUGCAUUUUCCACCACCUAUGUAUAAAGAUUAUUGCUCUAAAGUAACAAAAUCAAAACAUGAUGUUGAAUCUAUAUUCAAUAUUGACAAUCGCGAAUCACUGAGUGAUAAUAAUGAUGAUAAUAUUGCUGAUGAUAAUGAUGAUUCAGAUUGUGAUCCAACGUGGGGAAAUGCACGCAUCAUAAGCAAUAAAGGUAGUGAUGAUUCAAAUUCAGAAGAAAAUAUUUUGAUCCAAUCCUCAUCAAAUGCUGUAUUUUUUUCACCAAACACCCAAGUUUGGAAGGUCAAUCAUUUAAAUAGAUAUGAACAAACUGAAAUAGCACCAAAUUUUCAAGGAGUACACAAAUCACUUGGAAAAUGGAAUAUAUCAAGUACUAACAACCAAACUGAAGAUGCAGAAGCAUUGAAACAUGUAACAAAAACUUUGGUUUUGGAUGCAAAUAAUAAAAACCUUAAUAAAAAUGUGAAUGAUGAUAUUGAUCCGGACAAAAUUAUGCUGGCCCAGCGCUAUGCCACGGUUUAUGGCGUACCUAUCCGAUGAAAUUGUUGGAGACUCUUUCAAACUGGGCAAUCUGAUAAACGGUGACGUGAUCGUUACUUCGCGGCCAUCAUAGGGUAGACCAGAAUACACAAAAAUGUAAGUCAUCGGGCUGUCGGCUGUAUGUAUGAUAAAGUCCUGGAAGUGGGAAUUACAAUAGCCAUCCACCAGAUAACUUUGACAUUGAAACUGAUAGCGAUGACAAUAAUUAUGAAUUACCAGCUUAUGAUUCUGGUGAUAAUAAUUCCAGUACAAAUAACAUUAAUUCUCUGUCUAAGAAA